CGAAGAAUACGGAGGCACGAUAGUUAACGAGAAUAAGGCAGAAAUAGUGCCGUUGUCAUUAGGCAGGGCAUAAAAAAUGGCUGCCGCGACGAACCUUGCACCGGAGAAUCAGUACUUCUACGAGGAUGUUGUCUACCGCAUGGACAAACGGGGCAAUGUCGUCUUCGGCAUCGUCAUGGAGAACGACGACCUGGACCUGUCCGACGAGAGUAGUGACAAUGAGGAGAACUUGCCAAAGCGCAAAAAGGGCGAAAUCCGCAUGAUAUGGCAUCCGUCCGGUGUCGAGGAGUUGGUCAACUGCAAGAAGGUUCAUUUGGCUGAUAGGACACUCAUGCCUGGAGAUGUAGUACGUAGAAUGAUCAAAGGAAAGGAUACACAAAGAGGUUACUGUCGGGAUGUAGAACUGACAGCCUGUGUUCAGGUCAUCGGUACCAAACAGGUUCUCACAGAUAUCAAGAGCGAAGAUCUGAUUCCAUUGCAGGAAUUUGCAACAGAUAUGGCAGUAUGCUUGGAUUCGUGGGUCGGUGGCAUUAGAAUGACACACUUCAAGUUAUGGUUGGUAACGCCAGAUGGAUCUCACUGUGUCAUAAACGAAAUGGAUUCCUGUGUGUUAGGACAAUUGGAAGAGGCUCGAGACAGCGAUAAUGAUUUUCCACACCCAACUGAAUUCUAUCCUGGUCAGAGCUUAUGGGGACCUGUUCAUUGCUUAGAAGAUGCGCAGUGGCUUCAGUGCACAAAGGAGAUGAAAGCAAAGAGGAAAUUAAAACCUCAAAAAAUAACCAAAGUGAUUGUGGAAAAAGUGGAGACUGAUUGGAUAGGCGUGCAUUGGCAGUGCCGAGCAUAUUCAAAGGACGGCUGGUCCGAUCAGGUUCAACCGAAGUUUGUGGUUGAGGGUGAAGAUCUGAAAAAAAUUAAACUGUUAAAUGUAUUUGAACCCUCGACAGUACAGGUCGGCAACCGUAAUUUUUACAUCAUUAAGGGUAAUGAAAACGUUAUAACUCGUGAACAAUGGCGAAAGCAACAAAGGGAUAUUUAUCAAGUUCCUAAGCAAAGUCCAAAGAAAACCCGUUCAAAUAUCAUGGUAACGAAGUUGAUGGAAGAUAAGGAGCAAAAAAAGAAUAAAACGUCCAAUCAAUUGAUGGAAGAAAACGGUAAAAGUAAUGGCAUCCGUCCUCAGGACAUCAUAGGUAACAAUGUUUUAAUGCCGCCGCCUCCAAAUCAACACGCUGAAAGUUCAGACGAAUGGGAUACGGAAGAUACAGGUUCACAAAGUGAUUCUACUUCGGUCUCUAGCUGUUGUUCUAGCAUGUCAUCAGCGGGAAAGAAAAAGAAGGGUCCUGCAUUAAUGACAAAAGUGCUAAAGAAAAAGAAAUUACGAAAAGCGAAAAAGAAAAUACCACCUGUUCCAUUGAUUCCUGGGACUAAGAUAGUCGUAGAAACGUUGUCCACUAAUACAAAAGCCAAUGUGGUGUGGCAAGAUGGCUCAGUAGAAUUUGGAAUACCGUCAACACAAUUGUAUCCAAUUCAUCAUCUAGAUGAUAAGGAAUUUUUUCCAGGUGAUUUUGUUGUAGAUCAAAAAGAAGAAUCUAGAAUGUAUGGCGUUGUACAAAGUGUUGAUCAUCAGGGUCGUACUGCCAAGAUAAAAUGGUUCCGUACAUAUACUUCUAGUCAAAAUCCAGAACCGAUCUUUCUGGAGGAACGAGAAGUGAGCGUUUACGACUUGAAAGAUCAUCCAGACUUUCAAUAUAGACCAGGUACCCUAGUGAUUCGAAUAGCAAAUUUUGAGGGUGAAGAUACUGGAUGUACUGCUGGUCAAGUGUUAGACAAUUAUCCAGAGGGACGAGUAAAAGUAUGGUGGAUUGACGAUCAUGUUAGCAUGUGUUGGCCACAGGAUCUGUAUAAAGUCGGCGAGUAUGAUAGCGAUGAAGGGGAAUUAUGGGAUGAUGUCUCAUCUGACUCAUCGUGGGAGACGGAACUCGAAGAUUGCUUCAUCGCAGAUAACGAUGUCACUGAGCAGACAGAAUUGGAUAACAUAAAACCAAAAUUAGCAGCACACAUUGAGAAAGCUAGAAUUGCAAUGUCAAGAUUGGAAGAGAUUUUUACACAAAACCCGUCUCUGCAGACAACAGAGGUGAUGAGAAAACUUCUCGAAGUCUAUAAAGAUUGCCGUUAUAUGGAUAAAUUAAUGGGUACUGCAUUCUUCCACGAAUGCCACUUCCAGGGACUUCUUGAGCGAGUAAGAGAACGUGGUAGAGCAAACGUCGCGCAACGCAUGGCAGAUCAAGUUACGAGACUCUUUACGCCUAAAUCUGAAUAUCCAGAAGAAUCCAUAGAUAAAGAUAAUUCGAAAAGUUCGAAUAAUGGCGAUGAUCCAUGUGCAAUUAGCGUAGAAAGGCAAGUUACCACAAUUAUCAACGAAUCGGAGAAUGACAAUAUUCCAAAUAUCGAAAGCAAUAUCAAAAAACAAACCGACGAAGAUAAUGUUAAUCGAUUAUUUAUAUAUCCCAAUCCUAAUCCCAAUCCCGAGGAUUCCGGAUUAUAUUCGGCGGAAAACUCGAAGAAGGAAUCAGGCUCGAGCGAGUCCAGCGGAGAAUUCCUUAUAAGCGAGGACGUCAACAACAUACCAGAAUGCUCGUCUACAAUAAAUGAUAUAACUACACCCGAGAAGAUGGAAGUGAACAAAAUGAAAAAGGUACCGACGAGUCUACUAACUUCUCAGAGCAUUGGAACGUCACAAGUAUGCGUCAAACUUUGCAAUCUGAUAAAAGCACAACUAGUAUUAGCACACGCUGAAGUGUCGAAGAGAUUUGGUUUGGGAAAAAUGUCAUUGUCGGAUGCAGAUAAAACCUCCUCGUCUCCACGGAAAAAGCAGAAAGGCGAAGAGGAGGAACGCCUGGAAACGAUGUCGGAUCCAUCCUGUUCUGUUGAGAUUCCACUGACGGUUUACACCGAAGGCGAGGGCUUUUCCAUUGAAGAGACUGCGCCUGAUAGUCACAAGUUUAAGCUGACCAUGUUCCAGCCUACAGAUCUGACCAACUUCUUCCGUACCGUCUCUAAAGAAUUGAAGCUGCUCAAGAACUCCCUCCCACCGGGUGUCUGGGUGAAGGGAUUUGAGGAUCGUAUAGAUCUAUACUCCGUGAUGUUCCAUGGUCCUGAGAAGACGCCCUAUGAGGACGGUCUCUUCCUUUUUGAUUUCCAGUUGUCUGCAGAUUAUCCUGCCGCGCCGCCUCUGUGUCACUAUAUCUCCUACUGCAGCGAUCGAUUGAACCCAAAUCUCUAUGAAGACGGAAAGGUAUGCGUGAGUUUGCUGGGUACAUGGUCUGGUCGUGGCACGGAAGUAUGGACAAACUCUUCCACUCUGUUGCAAGUAAUAGUUUCAAUACAGGGUCUGAUUCUCGUAAAUGAACCAUACUUUAACGAAGCUGGCUUCGAGAAACAGAAAGGUUCACAACAAGGACGCGAGAACUCGAGGAUGUACAACGAGAUGGUGGUGUUAAAGUUGGUACAGGCGCAGACUAAAUUGUUGUUACAUCCACCACCUGUAUUCAAGGAUAUAAUCAUUGCGCAUUUCAAAAAACAUGCCGAGAAAUUACUACAAAGAUUGGAACUGUGGAUGGAGAUAUCUGAGCAGCAUAACAAUCAGCAUCCAUUAUCUCCAGUCACUCCCACUACAUUUAAAGAAAUUGCAAAUAUUGACCAAAAAGUAUUGCCCGAAUUCCCACUCAUUCCGGCAUCUCGAGGUUUCUGUAUAACUCUCCGCAAGACACUAAUAACGUUCAAAUCAGUGCUUGUUAAAAAAAAUAUAAUACAGAGAUCGGAUGAAUGGCAGGACAAUGAAAAUACAGAGUUAAUGAACAAUAUCACAAAUCAGUGCCAAGAAACGUCUAAAUCUGUUGAUAGUAAAAUAGCAGAAUGUGACGAGAGUAGUAGUAACAGCAAUAGUAACAGCAAUAUGCAAGAAAAUAGUGAAAAGCUGAUUUUAAAUGGCAAUAAAUUCAAGGAAAUGAUUUUAUCUUCCCCAACGAAUAAUUUCGCUGCAGCGCCGAGCGAAACAAAAAAAAAUACUUCGAGCCAAAACCCUAGCUAG
This is a messenger RNA of Cyphomyrmex costatus, 4087 nucleotides long. RefSeq names its product (E3-independent) E2 ubiquitin-conjugating enzyme UBE2O. NCBI's taxonomy places the organism in Eukaryota, Metazoa, Arthropoda, Insecta, Hymenoptera, Formicidae. The transcript has 8 exons. The record is from RefSeq and is a predicted model, not a curated record. Gene Ontology annotation, molecular function: ubiquitin conjugating enzyme activity. The coding region runs from base 77 to 4087 and encodes 1336 amino acids.